AUGGAAACAUGUCCCAUCCCUCCUGCCUCCAUUGCUGUGGCGUUACUGAAACCUCUCUCAAAAAAUCAUUCAAGCCUCCGCCUUCCUCUGAUCUGCGUCGCUCUGUCCUCAUCUCCCAUCGCGAACGUUGAGAGUAAAACUAUUCACUCUCGUCAUACCGUCAUCCUCUCGUCCUUUUUCCUCCGGCUCCCCCUGCUGUCAUCAGCCUCCAACAUCGCCUCCCGCGGGCCCUCCCUCAAGACCUAG
This is a messenger RNA of Parascedosporium putredinis, 246 nucleotides long. NCBI's taxonomy places the organism in Eukaryota, Fungi, Ascomycota, Sordariomycetes, Microascales, Microascaceae. The record is from the annotation of a GenBank genome assembly.